AUGUGGGCGGCUUCUGUGGUGCGCCGCAACGCUGCGACCAAGGUCUCGAUGCACCGCGCUCAGCCGCUGGCGAAGCAUGCGCCCAUGGCCAUGCAGACUAGUCGUGGCGCGCAAGUCGGCCGGCUUCAGCUCCGCCAAGCCAGCUCCACAGUGACGAAGGAGUCGAACCAGAUGAGCUGGCUCGUGGCCUCGGGCACCGGCGCCUUCGCAGGCACGGUCUCUGCCCUCACGGGCGUUGGCGGUGGCAUUAUCAUCAUCCCUGUGAACGCUGGCCAAGUGACGGGCUUGACGCAACAAGCCAUCAACGGCACGUCGAUCGCCGCCGUGACUGUGAGCGCCACCGUGGGGUCUGUAAACUACCUCAUGGCGGGCUGUGUCAACAUCCCGAUGGCGGCGCUCGUGACAUGCUCGUCCAUCUUCUUCACCAAGGUCGGCGUCCAGUUGGCCCACAAGUGCGCUCAGCCAAGUGCACCUGCGCCGCGUCGUGGGGCGGCGAUGCUCAUCAGCGUGCCUUUCAUCUACUUUAAGCACGAGCUCCAGGCCCGUCGAAGCGACGCGAGCCGGUCGGACAACAUUUCGCUCGAGAAGCGCUUGGACCUGCAGUACUUCACACACCACGCCGAUUCGUCGGCGUACGUGGACGCAGUCGCGAAGAACUUUCCGCACUUCUGCGCCGUCAACGCCAAGUACCUCGUCGCUGGUGCCAUCUCGGGCUUUGUCUCGGGCCUCUGCGGCCUCGGCGGUGGCAUUCUCAUGACGACGUACUUGACGGCGGCGAGCGAGAUGCCGCAGGCCGACAUCAUUGGCACGUCGCUCUUGGGUAUCGUGCCUGUGGGCCUCUCGUCCACCUACCACAACCUGCAGAAGAAGUCGGUGCACCUGCCGAGUGCGCUCAAGAUCGGCGUCGGCCUCGUCGCUGGCGUUGCCAUCACGUCCAAGUACGUCACGCUCAACGUGUCGCAAGAGAACCUCCGACUCAUCCUUGGCUCGACGCUCGCGACGUCCGCCAUCGUCAUGCUCAAGAAGGCCUGA
Messenger RNA from Saprolegnia parasitica CBS 223.65, 1032 nucleotides. RefSeq lists its product as hypothetical. Gene Ontology annotation, cellular component: membrane. The record is from RefSeq and is a predicted model, not a curated record. The transcript has 4 exons. NCBI's taxonomy places the organism in Eukaryota, Oomycota, Saprolegniomycetes, Saprolegniales, Saprolegniaceae. Bases 1 to 1032 code for a protein of 343 amino acids.